CUAGGGCGAUUCAAAUGCUGAUUCGUCUAACCUGCCUUCUUAAUGAAGAUUUGAAGCUUAUAUCCGACGUAUAAAGGAGUGCAGGUAACUCCCUAUGCAUCUCCAUGAUUAGGAACGAUCUCGGGUUUACCUCGGAGACGAGCUCGGUAGAAGUCCGGAACUGGGGAUAUUGUACGCCACCUCCGCACUCCAUGUCGUGAUACGUUUGCCAGUCUUAUCUUUUGGCAAGUGUUUUCAGGACUGAACGUCAACGAGGUGGUCACUGAGCCCAUAAUCGACACCCACUAGAUUGUUGUUCAUCUGAUCCAGGCUAUUCAGGAUGGCGAUAGCUGCGGUAGGGCAAAUAUGCUCAACGUCCAGCAUGAUGGAUAAUCUGCUCCAAUGCCAGAAUCUGGUUCAAAAAGCAGCUUCUGCCGGAGCAAAAGCUAUCUUUUUCCCUGAGGCCAGUGAUUAUAUCGCCUCCUCGGCUGCCGAGUCCGUAUCCUUGGCCCGGUCCCUCGAGGAGAGUGACUUCGUCCAAGGCCUGCAGCGGUCCGCAAGCGAGAAUAAGAUCCAUAUCAACGUCGGAGUCCAUGCCCCGGCCGAAGGGGGCAUCAGAGUCAAAAAUCUGUUGUUGUGGAUCGAUGACAACGGGAAAAUUACCGAGCAAUAUCAGAAACUGCAUCUGUUCGAUGUCGAGAUAAAAGAUGGGCCCGUUCUACGUGAGAGCCACAGCGUGGAGAAGGGUGAUAGCAUUCUGCCUCCAUUUGACACCGUUUUGGGUAGAGUUGGCCUUGCCAUUUGCUUUGAUCUCCGAUUUCCGGAAAUCUCCGUGGCGCUGAGGCGACGGAACGCCGACAUCAUCACUUUCCCUUCGGCAUUCACUAUACCGACAGGCAAGGCCCACUGGGAAGUGCUGCUGCGAGCGCGAGCCAUUGAGACGCAAUCGUACGUCGUAGCAGCCGCUCAGGUUGGCCAGCACAAUGAGAAGCGGGUGAGCUACGGGCAUAGUAUGAUUAUAUCUCCAUGGGGUUCCGUUUUGGCCGAGUUAGGUGGUGAUUGGAACGGUGGGCCCGAGUUGGCGACAGCAGAGAUCGACCUGAGUUCAAUAGAGAAGAUAAGAAAAGAGAUGCCACUAUUGAGGAGGACGGAUGUAUACCCGGAGAUAUAGCCCGAUCAAUUGAUUGGAUCGCAGCGUGCAUGUUGCGAACGAUAGUAAAUAUAACGAACUGUAACGAGCCCGACAACAAGAGAGCAAAUGGGGUAUCAUUAACACCGGACACCGGGACGGUUCUCCUCACAACGCCAAACAGAACCAUGGA
Eremomyces bilateralis CBS 781.70 is the source of this 1301-nucleotide messenger RNA. Its product is annotated as putative nitrilase. NCBI's taxonomy places the organism in Eukaryota, Fungi, Ascomycota, Dothideomycetes, Eremomycetales, Eremomycetaceae. Bases 320 to 1150 code for a protein of 276 amino acids. The record is from RefSeq and is a predicted model, not a curated record. The transcript has 6 exons. Gene Ontology annotation, molecular function: hydrolase activity, acting on carbon-nitrogen (but not peptide) bonds, in linear amides.